Messenger RNA from Plasmodium cynomolgi strain B, 489 nucleotides. RefSeq lists its product as hypothetical. NCBI's taxonomy places the organism in Eukaryota, Apicomplexa, Aconoidasida, Haemosporida, Plasmodiidae. The transcript has 2 exons. The record is from RefSeq and is a predicted model, not a curated record. Bases 1 to 489 code for a protein of 162 amino acids.
AUGUUAAAAAGCAAAUACACUAUUACAAAUACUAGUGAACAAAAGCCAUGGUGCGAUAAAAUUACCUUAUCACUAACAACCAAAUAUCCUCAAGAAUUGACCUCACUUAAUUGUGACGAAAUAAUUUCUCAAGAACCAUGUAGCAAAGUUCUCCCUCGUCCAUCAGAUCAAAUGGAAUGCAUUUGUCAACCAUGUGAAAUUCCUCUCAUUUCUGCACAGACAGAUCACUCCCCAGAAAAAGAUCCAUCUAAGAAUAUAGCAGUUACUUCAGGUUUUACAGCUUUUGGAACAAUUGGCACUUUACUUCUAUUAUAUAAGUUUACCCCAGUUUCGUCCUGGUUCAGACGCCGAGGUAUGAAUAAUGUAGGAACAGAUCUAUAUAUGAAUCCAGGAGACGCAGAGGGUUUCUUAAGUAUGCAAGGUGAAAAUGGUUCUUUAUUUCCCGAUAAUGGUAGUAAUAAUAUAUUUUACCAUUCAUCAGUCGGAUAA